Molecule: messenger RNA, 894 nt
Organism: Diaporthe amygdali
Lineage: Eukaryota; Fungi; Ascomycota; Sordariomycetes; Diaporthales; Diaporthaceae
Exons: 2
Coding region: 1-894 (297 amino acids)
Molecular function (GO): zinc ion binding; oxidoreductase activity
Source: RefSeq, a predicted model, not a curated record
AUGAAAGCAUUUCAAUUCCUCGGUGCCGAAGGGGGUCUUGCCCUCCGAGAACUGCCAAUCCCGACACCUGACCCCGGUCAGGCUUUGAUCCGGGUCAAAGCUGCUGGGCUCUGCCACUCGGAUACACACGUCUUACACGGCGGCGGUGGGGCUUGGAUGUGUACCCUACCUGUCACCUUGGGCCACGAGAUCGCUGGCGUGAUAGCCUCAUCAGGCGAAGAGUCGACCCCAUCAUCCUCGCCACCAUUCAAAAUUGGUGAUCGAGUAGCUGUGGCAUGCGUCGGUCAUCCAAUCCAAGAACGCAAUUUCCAAGAAGCGCUCGGUGUGGGUUGCGACGGUGGGUACGCCGAAUACGCAGUCGCGCCGCUCAAAAACCUUGUCAAGCUCCCAGAUUCCGUGAGCUUCAUCGAUGCCGCCGUCGCCACCGACUCCAUCGCGACAGCCUACCACGCCGUCGUAGCCGAGGGCUGCGUGUCCGAGUCGGCCACAGUCGCGGUGAUUGGCCUAGGCGGUCUGGGUUUGAACGGCAUCGCUAUAGCUGCGCUGCGCGGCGCGAGGUUCGCGGAUGAGAUCUUUGACGUGGUGCUGGACUUUGCAGGCGCGCAGCCCACAGUCGAGGCGGCCGUGGAUACCGUUCGGCCUGGUGGUUGCGUGGUGCUGGUCGGGCUCGCGGCGCAGAAGGUCCAAAUCACCACCACGUCCCUAGUCACGCAGAACGUGUCGCUAAGGGGUUCGACAAGUGCCAGCAUACAGGAGUUUCGCGAGGUCUUGGAUCUUCUGGCAUCGGGUUCACUGAAGCCUUGUGUGCAAGAAAUCCCAUUUGAAGAUAUUCCUAAAGGGCUGGAGAUGCUAGGACGGGGCGAGGUCAAUGGUCGUCUCUAUACCAUUCCGUAG